Messenger RNA from Esox lucius (northern pike), 1578 nucleotides. It is a transcript of the gene srd5a3, whose product is annotated as steroid 5 alpha-reductase 3. The record is from RefSeq and is a predicted model, not a curated record. The transcript is spliced from 5 exons. Bases 60 to 1016 code for a protein of 318 amino acids. Gene Ontology annotation, molecular function: 3-oxo-5-alpha-steroid 4-dehydrogenase activity. Gene Ontology annotation, biological process: dolichol-linked oligosaccharide biosynthetic process; polyprenol catabolic process. Gene Ontology annotation, cellular component: endoplasmic reticulum. NCBI's taxonomy places the organism in Eukaryota, Metazoa, Chordata, Actinopteri, Esociformes, Esocidae.
CGGAACUUCAAUACUACAUUUAGGUUAUUUCCGGAGGAUUUUGAUUGCCGGACCAAACAAUGCCAAAGCUUUUAGGACUUAGCGUUGUGGAUUUACUAUGGUUGUCAUUGGCUUUAUGUUUUCUAUUAGCUUUUUGUGUCCACAGACUUACACUUCACCUACCGACUAGAUAUGAAAAGUCCAAAGUGAAUAUAUUAUUCCAGGAUGUAAUUCGAUACGGUAAAACAAAGGGGCUAUUGAAACGAGAACAUUGGCAGCACGUUUUUGAUAUUCCAAAAAGAUGGUUCUGGCACUUCUAUGCGAUCUCCAUUGGCUGGAAUGGUUUGCUUAUUGUCCUCUCAUUUCACGUGAUUGUAUGGGGCCAGCAAUUCCCAUCAUGGUUGACUGACAUAUUAAGAUAUCUGACUGGUGGACCAGUGGCAGUCAAACGAGUUCCACAGGUGUCGACUGUGCUGGUGCAAUUGCUGCUAUGGGUCCAUUCCCUCAGGCGACUACUGGAAUGCCACUUAGUCAGUGUGUACUCUGAUGGGGUCAUUCACAUUGUUCAGUAUUUAUUUGGCCUCGGCUACUACAUUUUGCUGGGACUGACAGCACUGUGUUCGGAUCCUUUGAUAACUGAAGACGGGAGCCCUGGUUUCCCACUCCUCUCACAGCUACAGUGGUACCAUGUGACUGGCAUGGUUAUUUUCUCCUGGGCCUCGUUGCUGCAGCAUCGCUCCCUGGUCCUGCUAGCCAGACUACGCACUAGAGGAUCUGGAACAGUGGAGACUCUUGCCCAUAGGGUUCCGAGGGGAGGCUGGUUUGAGCUGGUCUCAUGCCCUCAUUACUUUGCUGAACUGCUGAUCUAUGCAUCUCUGGGGAUUGUCUCUACCAGUCACACUCUCACCUGGUGGCUUGUUUUCCUUUAUGUGCUCUUCAACCAGGCACUGGCCGCCCAGCUCUGUCAUGAGUUUUACAGAAACAGGUUUCAGUCUUACCCAAAGCAUCGCAAAGCAUUCAUCCCUUAUUUAUUGUAACCGAUACAUGAGGUGAACCAAAGCAUGUUGUCAAUGUGAUUUAUUUUGUAAAAACAAUUUGGCUCAUGACAUACACCUAAAGACAUUGUUAAUAAUUGUGGCUCAAUGACGACUCCUCACAGAAUCGAGCAUACAGGCAAAGAAGGAUCUGGCUUGCUUGCAUAACAGCAUAUUAGAGAAUGGUUGCUUUAGGGUGGCAAGCUCCUCAAACUCUAGUUUACCAGCAAUGGAUUUCUUCCUACAUAGAUAUAGCUCAAUUUCUACAAUCAGUCUCUGAGGUUUAUUGUGCAAACUCUAUCUACAUGUGGACUACAGCCCUGGAAAGGGGAGUGGGUGGGGGUUAAAUGUGUAAUAUUAGUGUUUGUUGCUAGUUUGUGCUGUUUUGUAUUGUUAAUUACAAUUUAUCAAUCAAAAUACUGGAGGCAUUAUUAAAACUGCAAUGAAUGUAAGCAAUAAGGCACGAAGGGGUGUGAUGUAUGGCCAAUAGACCAGGGCUAAGAGCUGUUCUUAGGCAUGACGCAUUGCGGGGUAUAUACACUGAUCAGCCAUAACAUUAUGACCA